CCCUCAUCCGCUGAAAAUUGCAUGUGCUAUAUCCUACAAGAGCGCCUUCCGUUGACUCACUGGACAACUCCGGUCCCCGGUUCCGCGCGUAUAAUUCUUAAAGUCGCCAGGUCUUCUUUAGAUCUUUUGUAUAUUAACCAUCUAUCGUGUUGUGUUCUACAUACAAUCGCCUUUCACCUCACGCUCUUUUAGUUACCUUACUUGCGCCGUCGAACCCCUCUAGUCCACGAUGCCUACAGUUCACAUGCUCGACUAUGUCGCGGGCAACGUCCGAUCCCUCGUCAACGCCAUUGAAAAAUGCGGAUACAUGGUAGAAUGGGUCCGGACCCCCGAAGACGUCUCGCGCGCCGAGAAGCUGAUCCUCCCCGGCGUCGGCCACUUCGGUCACUGCCUAAGUCAACUCGCGGGCGCGGGUUACCUAGCACCGAUACGCGCACACAUCGACGCCGGUAAGCCAUUCAUGGGGAUCUGCGUAGGACUACAAGCCAUAUUCGAGGGCUCCGUUGAAGACCCCGCGACACCCGGCCUAGGGGUAAUAAAAGGGGACCUGGACCGGUUCGACGAUACAAACAAGGCGGUGCCACACAUCGGCUGGAACAGCGCAAACGCCGGCGGCAAGAGCCUGUACGAUCUGCAACCCACGAGCAAAUACUACUACGUCCACUCAUAUAAAUACCCGUACGUAAAAGGCAAACUAGAAGACCAAGGCUGGACCGUAGCGACGGGUACAUACGGCGGGGAGGUAUUCGUGGGCGCGGUAGCCAAGGCAAACAUACUAGCGACGCAAUUCCACCCCGAAAAAAGCGGCGUUGCAGGUCUACGAGUAUUAAAAGCCUUCCUCACCGGCUCCGGCGCCGAAACAGUCGGCCAGGACAUAGCCGGGCCAGCACCAACAGGCGGUCUAACACGACGCGUCAUCGCGUGUCUAGACGUGCGCACGAACGACCAAGGGGACCUUGUAGUGACGAAGGGCGACCAGUACGACGUGCGAGAGAAGACGUCCGACCGAGGCGUACGGAAUCUCGGCAAACCGGUCGAGCUCGCGCGGAAAUACUACGAGCAAGGCGCCGACGAAGUGACCUUCCUCAACAUCACCAGUUUCCGAGACUGUCCGCUAGCCGACCUGCCUAUGCUCGAGAUCCUACGUCAGACCUCGAAGACCGUAUUCGUACCUCUUACUAUCGGUGGCGGAAUCCGGGAUACCGUCGACGUAGACGGGACCAAAGUCAGCGCGCUCGAGAUCGCAACCAUGUACUUCAAGUCGGGGGCGGACAAAGUGUCUAUCGGAUCAGACGCCGUGCUCGCGGCAGAAGAGUACUACGGCCUCGGACGCAAGCUCUUCGGCGCCACGGCCAUCGAGCAGAUCUCGCGCGCCUACGGGAACCAAGCCGUAGUCGUCAGCGUGGAUCCGAAACGGGUCUACGUACCGAAAAUCGAUGCGACGCGCCACAACACGAUCCAGACGAAGUUCCCUGGACCCAAGGGCGAGGAGUACUGCUGGUACGCGUGCACGAUCAAAGGCGGGCGGGAAACGCGGGACCUCGAUGUCGUGGAGCUUGUCCAGGCCGUCGAGGCCAUGGGCGCAGGCGAGAUCCUAUUGAAUUGCAUCGACCGGGACGGGACGAACAGCGGGUUCGAUCUCGAGCUGAUCGACCAGGUUAAGGGCGCGGUGCGGAUCCCGGUUAUAGCGUCGAGCGGGGCCGGGAACCCGGGACACUUCCAGGAGGUAUUCGAGAAGACCCGGACGGAUGCUGCGUUAGGGGCUGGUAUGUUCCACAGGGGCGAGUACACUGUUAAACAGGUUAAGGAUUACCUAGCCGAGAAGGGGUUGGAGGUAAGACAGUUCGAAGGGGAUUUAUAAUAUCUAAAAAGUGGGAUCUAAGUGAGGUAGUGGUAGGGGUUCAGAUGGGCAUAGGUUUUGGCGUGUUUGUCUCAUUUAAUUGCACAUGUUAGAAUAGGCGUUGAAGGAUUAGAUGCGGGAGGAAGAGCAUAAAAAAAGGAACGAUAGA
This is a messenger RNA of Annulohypoxylon maeteangense, 2009 nucleotides long. RefSeq names its product imidazole glycerol phosphate synthase HisHF. The coding region runs from base 230 to 1861 and encodes 543 amino acids. The record is from RefSeq and is a predicted model, not a curated record. Lineage: Eukaryota; Fungi; Ascomycota; Sordariomycetes; Xylariales; Hypoxylaceae. The transcript has a single exon. Gene Ontology annotation, molecular function: oxo-acid-lyase activity; imidazoleglycerol-phosphate synthase activity. Gene Ontology annotation, biological process: L-histidine biosynthetic process.